Cyphomyrmex costatus is the source of this 3025-nucleotide messenger RNA. Its product is annotated as DDB1- and CUL4-associated factor 6. Gene Ontology annotation, biological process: positive regulation of transcription by RNA polymerase II. The transcript is spliced from 16 exons. Gene Ontology annotation, molecular function: protein binding. Gene Ontology annotation, cellular component: cytoplasm; Cul4-RING E3 ubiquitin ligase complex. The record is from RefSeq and is a predicted model, not a curated record. The coding region runs from base 354 to 2756 and encodes 800 amino acids. NCBI's taxonomy places the organism in Eukaryota, Metazoa, Arthropoda, Insecta, Hymenoptera, Formicidae.
CAUCCAUACGUAUGUAAAUAUGUACAUAUAUAUACAAAACGAUCUCUCAGCUGCUUGUCCAAUUCCAAAGUAGUCUGAGACGUUAGGAUCGUACCACGCGAAUUUUCCACGCUGCAACGCCGUGUUUAUUUUUAGUCGCGAGUGUGCCAUGUCACGUCGUCGCGUCAACUCAUCGACAGGAUUUUUGCUGUAUAACAACGUACCACGGAAUUCUUAAGAACUCGACGAGGCAACGCAUAGAGGCUCGCAAUUCACUCGACAAUAAGUAAUUCUCUCGUGCGACCCAUUCGCUGCGAGUAUCUAUGCGCCGUUGAAAUUGUAAGUCAGCUGAUAACUUCAUCGAGGAUCCAACCAUGAGGAAGACCCGCGCCAGCAUCUUUCGCGAUAUCUACUAUCAGCCAUAUGACGACUGCACGAGGUUGAAGCUUUAUUCCAGCAGCAAAGCUAGCUUACAAUUAAUGCAGCGUAUGUCAUUGCUGAAGAGAUUGAAGGUCCACAAUGGUUGUGUUAAUUCUAUAUGUUGGAACAGCAAUGGAGAAUUGAUACUGUCUGGAAGUGACGAUCAGCAUCUCGUCCUAACUAAUGCACAUAAUUAUGAGGUAUUAACGGAUUAUAAGACAAGUCACAGGGCAAAUAUUUUUAGUGCCAAAUUUUUGCCUAAUAGUGGAGAUCACCGUAUUGUUUCAUGUAGUGGAGAUGGCAUUAUUUUGUAUACAGAUUUAAUGAGAAGAACGGAAACGUUUUAUAAUCAAUUCACUUGUCACACCGGCACUACUUAUGAAAUUGCGACAAUACCCGGUGAACCACAUAGUUUCUUAAGUUGUGGAGAAGAUGGGACUGUGAGAUGGUUUGAUCUUAGAAUAAAGGACAAAUGUAGCACUACGAGAUGUAGAGAAGAUGUACUAAUCUCGUGUCAAAGAGCCGUGACCGCUUUAUCUGUGAAUCCUGUAUUGCCUCACCAAAUAGCAAUCGGUUGUUCCGAUAGCACUGUAAGAACAUUCGACAGAAGAACUCUCGGUACACCGGCCACCGGUUGGACGAACGCGGAAAGUUCAGUGAGACCACUGUGCAGUUUUACUGUCCCAGAAUUCGAAGGCAAUUCUUACAGGAUUACGUCGUUGAGUUAUAGCCCGGACGGGCAAGACGUCCUUGUCAGCUACAGCAGCGAUCACCUCUAUUUAUUCAGUAUUAAAGAUCAAGGCAGUUUGCAGUUACGAAAAGAUACGACAAUAGGAAAAGGAAAAGGAAAGAAGCAUCCGUUGAGAUCAUCUCAACCAGUUCGUCGUUUGAGACUUCGUGGUGAUUGGUCGGAUACCGGUCCCGAUGCACGUCCAGAAAGAGAAGGAGGACGUCGUAGUGGUACAGAAGUCGCUCAGGCAAGGCCAGUAUUGCAUACGUCCUUGAUGCAAAGAAUGACGGAUGUGCUUAGCAGAAUGUUAAAUGACCCUGCCACACGCGCUGCUCUGAGUGCUGGAGGUGAAGAUAGUUUAGAAGGUGUCAUUGAACAACCAGAAGGUGUCCAAAAUGUUGAAAAUAAUCCUGAAUUGAACACAGAAAGAAGUAACGACGCGGUUGAAUUGAGUGCAGAGCAAAGAAAUACUUUAGAAACAAGUGAAAAUACAAGCACUGAUAGAGUUGAAAGUACAGACAUGGAUGAAACAAUUAAUACUGAGAGACUUCAAACGAGAGAAAUCGAACAAUCUCAGGAAUACAAUCAAUUAUCAUCAUCGAGUAUAUCGGCCAGUAUAAACGAUGAUGUUCCUAUGGAAACUGAUUCUAGUCAAAGCGAUCGAGCGCAAAUUACUUCUUUAAGAUGUACAACUAGUCACGACAGAACUGAGCAUGAUAAUGCAUGGAAUCGAAAUAGAAAUGAGAAUGAAGCCUCAUGUGGGGAUAUAACUAGUAAACAAGAGAAUAUGAUGGAGAAUCUUCAAGAUAGAUUAACAACGAUGCGAGACGGUUUCCUUGAACGACAUGGCAGUGAACCUGCUGUGAGUUUAACAUAUUCCGACAAAAGUUCAACUAAUGCCACGAUAUCACUUGGUGUUGGCGAUGAAAUGACUCGCGACAGUUAUCAUCCAGGACCAUCUGGAAGUAGUGAUGGAACUCUUGAUGCAGGCCCGAGUAAUAAUCGCAAACAUUACAAAAUUGAAGAAGUUGUGUAUAUCGAUAGCGAUGACGAAGAUAUUCAAUCUAAUGAAAGAUUAUUAAAUCCAAUGGGGAAAAUGGAUGAAGCAAUUGCCAAUGCUUGUUCAUCGCAAGGUCACGAGACGUUCGAUGAUGCUUGUCUAACAGAGCUCUGCGUCAAACGAAAAUAUAUAGGACAUAGGAAUGCCAGGACCAUGAUCAAGGAAGCGAAUUUCUGGGGCAACGAUUUCGUCAUGUCUGGUAGCGAUUGUGGUCACGUGUUCGUGUGGGAAAGAGAUACCGCAAGGUUGUGUAUGCUAUUGGAAGCGGAUCAGCACGUCGUUAAUUGCCUGCAACCGCAUCCGUAUCUUCCAAUGCUGGCUACUUCUGGCAUUGACUACGAUGUUAAAUUGUGGGCGCCGGUCAACGACGAACCAAACUUUGACGAAAAGUUUGCCGAAGACCUGAAAAAGAGAAAUGCCGUUAUGUUGGAAGAGACCAAAGAUACAAUUACUGUACCAGCGGUUUUUAUGAUCAGAAUGUUGGCAUGUCUCAAUCAGAUACGCAGAGGUCGAGGUCGCAACAGGAGACGGAGCAGCGACGAAGGUGGCGAUUUACGAGGUGGUUGAGUCGUCUUCGAUGUACUGCAAGUAAUGACGAGCGAUAAUAAAAACGAAACUCGCGUAUCGAUUGUAAAACUGCGACUAUGAUAAUUCUUUAUUUACCGAUCGAAUCAAUAAACAUGGAAGAUCCUGAUCGGCAUAAACAGAUCUCGUGAUACUUUAAGUCCAAUUCAAAUGGUAUUUUGGUGUAAAGAUACAGUUAUAAAAUAUCCGAUGACAUUACGAACAUCAUUACGUAUUCAUAUAUACCUUGUGCUUAUAAUAAAAUACCAAAC